This is a messenger RNA of Cyclospora cayetanensis, 474 nucleotides long. RefSeq lists its product as uncharacterized. The record is from RefSeq and is a predicted model, not a curated record. The coding region runs from base 1 to 474 and encodes 157 amino acids. The transcript is spliced from 3 exons. NCBI's taxonomy places the organism in Eukaryota, Apicomplexa, Conoidasida, Eucoccidiorida, Eimeriidae.
AUGGGGAAGCUGGUGGUACCUUCUGACAUUACGCUGUUGGAGGCGCAGCAACAGACGGGUCCUCGUCGCCUCCGCUUCCUGGAACGCUGUGGUUUGUGGAGUGUACCCCCCAUGUACCAUUUUGCGUACACGAAGCUGGACCGACAGGGCAUGAGGGCGGUCCUAACCAGGGCCUACGAUCGUGAAUGCCCAGACGCAGCAACAGAUAUUUGCAGAAGAAGACAAGAGAGCAUCCGAAAACGAGUCGUAGCGCAGAACGGGGUAUGGGCUGGCGCCCUCCUCGCUACAGGCGUAGUGCAUUAUUCUAUGCGCCACUAUGACUACAAGGCCAAGCUCAUUGCACUCCCAUUUAUCGCGUAUGGGGGUUCGUGGAUAGGCCGAUGGGUGGCAGGGGGUCUUGUGGGGCGCUGGAAGGAAUGGGGCAGAGAUAGGGCCUUGGGGGAGCUCCCCGCCAGAGUAGUUUAUAACUCCUGA